CCUUGUUGGAGUAAACACGAACCGUGCGUGGCGGCAGCCCUGAUGAGAGAGUGGCUCUGAAAAGUGCUAAGUGAUCGUGAAGCGAGUUUUCAGUGAACAUUUUGUUGCUACCUUCAGAGCGUUGAUAAAAAAUAAUCAUUCAUUAGCCGGAGUGUGAGUGUACGAGCCUGGCCUGCUGUGAUUUUAAAUUGUGAAGCGUUUCCUAGAAACAUUAAACAUUACUGAGCCAGCGCAUGCUGCAAUUGGUGAGUGAUCGGUCCAAGUUCUAACCUGUGCACCCAAAUCAACACAAUCACAAUUGACGAUUUAAAGCUCACAUGUGUAAGCAGCGAAUAAGUGUGGCAGCCUGAGAACUUCACAACACCUGUAUUGCAUGCAUGUAACGAUCAACAAACAUUUGAAAGUCCCACGAUUAUUAUUGUUAUCAACGAGACUGGAGCCAUUCAACAGAGUUUGCGCUUUAGAACCGGUUGAAGCUUUCCAAAGAAAAAAAAAUCCGUUCUAGUUGGUGAGGCGUGCGUGUGUGAACUUGGCAAUCUAGCAAUCGACACAGCAAGGUGCCUGUCAGUUUCAACGCCCAUAAUAGCCACCAUAAAGCUUCCAGCGGGUAGUGGUAGAUUGAUCCAGAUAUAUUAGAUCGUGUGCAAGUGGCUCAAUAAGGCUCUGCCGCGCGCUCGGGGGUGAGAUAAAAAAAUAGUGACAACAGGAAUUGAACGAUUGCACACCAUGAAUAUCAAGGUCACGGUGCUCGUACCACUGCUGGUGGUGUCAACGUUCUGUGCCAGCCCGGCCCUUGGUGGUCUACUGAGGACACCGAAGGUCUACAAUGCAGUCAUAACGACUGACGAGAAUUUGACCCCGAGCCGAGCCUAUCCCGUGGUGCAACCGGUGCUACAUGAUGCAGGCCUACCCUAUCCAUUCGGUGCGUUCGGACCGUUCGGGCUGUACAAUGCAUUCAACUCGUACCCUGGAUUCUACCAGCCGCAGUCAGCUGGAUCCGCUGGAGCGAGCGUUGCUCAGCAGGUGCAGGCUAGAAACAGUGCGUAUUAUGCGCAAAGGAAUCCG
Messenger RNA from Ochlerotatus camptorhynchus, 1065 nucleotides. RefSeq lists its product as uncharacterized. Lineage: Eukaryota; Metazoa; Arthropoda; Insecta; Diptera; Culicidae. The annotation marks the transcript as partial. The transcript is spliced from 2 exons. The record is from RefSeq and is a predicted model, not a curated record.